AUGUCUGAAUUCCUCCUAAACCCACUCGCGCGCCUCCAAACGCUCUCGACCACAGUCUUCCAGUCGCUCGGCCCCCCGCAGUCCCGCCCACCACCCGCGCCCAGUGUAUCGGAGCUCCUCGCGGCGGACACGGCGCUCGCUGACGCGAUGCAGCGUGCGCGGGCGCACCAAGUGCGGCAACGCCGUAUAGAGCGGCUGAAGGACGAGGUCCUCGCGCUCGACCGGAAAUGGCGUGAGGCCGUGAACAUCCUAGACGAAGGACGGAGAGAGCUCGACGCGAUCGUACGAGAGGGUGAAGAGCGAAUAAAGGCGAUCGAAGAAGCAAAGACGGCCGCGAUCCCGUAUCCGGAGCUGCUCGCGUAUGCGCAGAGCCUCUCCGCGUUCACCUCCGCGCCGCCGAACAUGCCCGACCUCGCGCCUGGCCAGCCCCCGCCGCCGCUCUUCUUCCCGCCGUUCCCGAACGAAGAGAAGAUGCGCCGCGGGCACAUGAACGACGAGGCCCGCUCGGCAUCCUCGGCGAGACGCAUUCAGUCAAACGUACCGCGUCCCGUGUCGCCGCCGCCGCUCGAGCUCGGGACGUACCCCGGCGCGAACCCGUACCGCCCCGACCUGCGGCCCCCGCAGCAGCCGUUCUUUGACCUCGACCUCGACCUCAACCCCGACCUCUGA
Epithele typhae is the source of this 669-nucleotide messenger RNA. RefSeq names its product vitamin-D-receptor interacting mediator subunit 4-domain-containing protein. NCBI's taxonomy places the organism in Eukaryota, Fungi, Basidiomycota, Agaricomycetes, Polyporales, Epitheliaceae. Gene Ontology annotation, molecular function: transcription coregulator activity. The record is from RefSeq and is a predicted model, not a curated record. The coding region runs from base 1 to 669 and encodes 222 amino acids. Gene Ontology annotation, cellular component: mediator complex; core mediator complex. The transcript has 3 exons. Gene Ontology annotation, biological process: regulation of transcription by RNA polymerase II.